This is a messenger RNA of Pyricularia oryzae 70-15, 725 nucleotides long. RefSeq lists its product as uncharacterized. Bases 188 to 544 code for a protein of 118 amino acids. Lineage: Eukaryota; Fungi; Ascomycota; Sordariomycetes; Magnaporthales; Pyriculariaceae. The transcript is spliced from 3 exons. The record is from RefSeq and is a predicted model, not a curated record.
AGACCUUCGAGGCCAAACUAUAUAAGGCUCGUGGACAUACACCCCUUCAUCCUCUUUUCUCGCUUCUCUUCUCCAUCCACAACUCCAGCUUUCAGUUCUUCAACACACUCUCCUUCUUUGCUCACUUCACUUCAUUCGUUAGGCCGGUCCUUUCAAUCUUUUUUUCAAACCACCACCUUCAUUCAAAAUGCAGUUCAGCAGCGUCUUCCUCAUCGCCUUUGCCACCGUCGCCGUCUCGGCCGGUGAGCUUCGCAUGGUCCGCCGCGAGAAGCCCGCAAAGGUCCUCGCUGGCAACCCCACCAUUGAGAUCACCGGCACUGGUGUCGACGACGUCAAGGCCAAGCCUGACGCUUGCGGAACUGUCACCCCCACGGGCCAGAACCCCCAGACCGUCUGCAUCAAGAAGGUCACCGCCACGGGAUUCGAUGCUACUGUCAAGGACAAGGUGACCAACAAAGUUGAGAAGUGCACGGUGGAGGGCAAGGAGGGCGCCUGCGGUACUGCUGGUGCCGGUGCCAAGCUGAGCAACCUGGCCGACGCUUAAAAGAGAGGACUUAUCUCAUUGAAGAUAUAAAAUGUUCUCACCAGGGAUUCUCGAAACAGCUCAUCAGGAGUGGGCGUCGAGGGAUGAAAACUGGGAUCUUGGAACAUAAUUCUUGGUAGCUGAGAGCACCAUGGGCUAUCUGCUAUCGCAAUUAGCUCUUGACAAACUAAUAAAAGCUCGG